Babjeviella inositovora NRRL Y-12698 is the source of this 1210-nucleotide messenger RNA. Its product is annotated as TRAPP subunit. Gene Ontology annotation, cellular component: TRAPPIII protein complex; TRAPPII protein complex; TRAPPI protein complex. The transcript has a single exon. Lineage: Eukaryota; Fungi; Ascomycota; Pichiomycetes; Serinales. The record is from RefSeq and is a predicted model, not a curated record. Gene Ontology annotation, biological process: endoplasmic reticulum to Golgi vesicle-mediated transport. The coding region runs from base 305 to 1033 and encodes 242 amino acids.
CUCCAAUAACUAACUUUUGGAAAUCCCUAUACUAGAACAACUGUCGUGCCAGUUUCUGUUGAUUUAUCCACCGGGCACACUCAGACACUCGUAUCAGGCUUAUCCAGACCCCCAUACCAGACCUAUUCAAACACCCCUAUCAGGCUUAUCCAAACACCCUUACCAGGCUUAUUCAGCUUACCGCAGUGGAACCCUAUUCGAACUAGAUUGCUCCUACUUUUGGCCUAAUUAGCUCUGACCUUAAUCCAGAUCGCCUCUAAUCUCACUCAAACUUGCUUCGCUUAGCUCAGAUCAAUCGCUAAUUAUGUCCUCCCUCAUCAACCCCUCGCUCUCGCACACACCGCCGUCCACACGCGGGUACAACCCCGCGGUUGGGGUCUUGUCCAACGGACUCCUCACCACCACAGACGUGCAGCAUGCGUUCAUUGCGGCGACCGCGCCCAGCAUUGCGCUCGCGCCCGGGAAGCGCAACUCGAUGGCGCUCCGCAAGACGCCCGAAAUCAGUCUCUCUGCCCUCAUCUACAUUUUCAACGAGCUCAUCAUCAACUACAACUUCAACCAGUCGUCAAACAUCGCCGUCUUGGAGAAAAAACUCAAUGCGCUUGGCUACCCGAUCGGUAUCAAGGCGUUGGAGCUCCAUUCAACACGCUCGGCGUCACCCGCCGCACCGGAAACGAAACGCUUUACGCGUGUUCUCGACGUAUUACAGUACAUCCAUACACACAUCUGGACCAUGUUGUUCAGCAAGACGGCAGACAACUUGGAAAAGUCGCAGGACAACGCGGACGAAUAUAUGAUUAUCGAUAACGAGCCGCCCUUGACCAAGUACGCCAAGCCGCCCAAGGAGUUUGAUCAGUUGAACUGCAACGCUUUUGUCGCGGGAAUCUUGGAAGGCUUGCUCGAUGCCGCCUACUUUAGCUGCAGCGUCAGCGCGCACACCGUCCCGGUCGAUGGCUUUCCGAUGCGCACCGUGUAUUUGAUCAAGUUCAGCAGAAGCGUUCUUGAACGUGAGUUUGUAAGGUUCAGUCGGUAAGGAGGAUUUCAAUACGGGCUCCCAGAGGCCAUGUGCAAGUAAUCACUAUUGUGCAACGGCGGGACUGUAACAUACGAUACCAUCCAAGAUUACGCUGUAGAGAUAUAAGUAUGCGACGUAUUAGUAGACCAACAAGCAGCACGAGCCGUACGGCUACACAUUAAUGUCAAUUCGAAG